Messenger RNA from Durusdinium trenchii, 1458 nucleotides. Lineage: Eukaryota; Dinophyceae; Suessiales; Symbiodiniaceae. The record is from the annotation of a GenBank genome assembly.
AUGGGCCAUGAUGAGGGAUGGGCUGGACAACGUGUGGGGAAUGACUACAGUGGUCCCUUGCGGCGUAUACCACCGCCGGCGUGGAUCCAGGAUCUGCAGCGGAGUGACUACUCCCCAGAUGCGUUGAAGGCCUUAAGGCGUUCUGAGGAGCUCUCUGCCCAGCAGGGUGUCUCAUGCAAUUCAGCUCAUGUGGCCUAUGUGCUGUUGGCCGAGGUUCUGGGCACUACUGGGGCACCAACGCCUUGGGGUGCCAACGUCCCUGGUGCCGCCAGCGAACUGCUCAAGCGAGCGCAGACGGGUGCCAGCAAGGAGUUACAAAGCCUGCUGGAUGCCGCUGCUGCCCAACGAGCUCCUGCUAAGGUGGGCUUGCGAGACCUUUGUGCCGCGCUCUUUAUGCCACACUUGGGCUUGGCAGAGCUGCUUCAGUCCAACGGCUUGACGGCGGAGGGCUUGCGGACUUCCUUACAGGCGUCCGGCCAAAGCCUGGUGCCUCCGCCCAGAGCCUCCGGGACGCCGCUGAUGCAACGCGAGAGGCCCAAAGGUGCCACUCAGGACGAAGAGGAUGACUCCUCUUCCGUACUGGCACGUUUCGGGAAGGAUUUGGUGUUGGAGGCGGCGGCCGGACGGCUGGACGCGGUUUUCGGCCGUGAGAAGGAGGUUCAGCGUGUUUUACACGUCCUGGCGCGGCGGAACAAGCCGAACGUUUGCCUACUGGGUCCACCCGGCGUAGGGAAGACCGCGUUGGUCGAGGAGGUGGCUCGCAGAAUCCACCGGCGUCAGAAUUUGCCCAGGCAGCUGAUGGGCUGUCAGAAGGUCAUCCAGCUGAGCUUGGGCUCUUUGGUGGGUGGCACCAGGUAUCGUGGGGAGUUUGAGAAGCGCAUGGAGAAACUCUUGAAGGAGCUCUCGGGCCUUCGGGAAGAGGUGAUUCUCUUCAUUGAUGAAAUCCACAUGGCCUUGGGCGCAGGUGAGACCGAGAAGGGCAGCUCCAUGGAUGCGGCCAACCUGCUGAAGCCAGCGCUGGCCAGGGGUGAGCUGCGAUGUAUAGGUGCCACAACCACUGCGGAAUAUAAGAAGCUCAUCCAGAAUCAGGACAAGGCCUUCGAGCGCCGCUUUGUGAUUGUGGAGCUCUCUGAACCCACAGAGGCUGCAGCUGAAGAAAUGCUGCUGGCGAUGUGCCCAGCGUUCGAGCAGCACCAUGGUGUCAAGGUCACGCCAGAGGCAGUCCGAGCCUCCGUGCGUGGCUCACGGGCACUCAGAGGUCGCUUUCUCCCAGACCGUGCUCUGGACGUUCUGGACGAUGCUGCCACGUUGGCGUCUGCGGAGGCUGAAGCUUCUGGCACUUCCCCGCUUUGCACGGCGGAGCAUGCGAUCCAGGCAGCACGGCAAGUAGCCUUAGGUGCCGCCAGCUUCCGGGACCGCCUCGUGGCACGGCUUCAGCUCCUCACCUCGCGGCUCUGA